Molecule: messenger RNA, 1395 nt
Organism: Zea mays
Lineage: Eukaryota; Viridiplantae; Streptophyta; Magnoliopsida; Poales; Poaceae
Exons: 2
Coding region: 25-1395 (456 amino acids)
Biological process (GO): signal transduction
Source: RefSeq, a predicted model, not a curated record
CUGCCCGGCGCUCUCUCUCCAGGCAUGUCAAUGGAAUCUCCUGUAGUUCUUCGGAGCACGAAGGCAUUACUCGACCGAUUGGAGAAACGCCUUGUCAUUUCUCAUUCAGUAGCAUCUUCAUCAGUAGAAAAUGUUGAUCAUCUACUGAAACGCCUUGGUUCUCCCCCAAGGAGGAGGGCUCCUCCUAGCAGAGAAGGAAAAACUCGGGCAGUGGUAAAAAGACCAGCUAAAAGUUCUGAGGCAAGCAUCAAAUUGCCUAGAUACUCACUGAGGGUGGUGCUCUGUGCUUACAUGAUACUGGCUCAUCCCAGUGCUGUUUUAAGUGGGCAAGGUGAGCGGGAGAAACAGCUUAUCGAGUCGGCAGCAAACUUUAUCAAGGAGUUCGAGCUGUUGAUUAAGGUAAUCCUUGAUGGACCAGGGCAGUCAUCUGGUGUUACUGGCCAGAGGAAGUUCAGGGCACAGUUGGCUAAUUUUGACAAGGCGUGGUGUUCGUAUCUUUACAGCUUUGUGGUGUGGAAGGUAAAAGAUGCAAGAUUAUUGGAGGAAGAUCUUGUCAGGGCUGCAUGCAAGCUUGAGUUGUCAAUGAUGCAAACAUGCAAGCUAACUGCAGAUAGGCACUCGCAAAACAAUCUUACACAUGACAUGAAGGCAAUUCAGAAACAGGUUAUUGAUGAUCAAAAGCUUUUACGUGAUAAGGUUCAACACCUGAGUGGCGAUGCUGGCCUUGAGCGGAUGAACUCUGCUCUUUCCGAUACGAGAUCAAAGUUCUUUGAAGCAAAGGAGAAUGGGAGUCCAUUGACAGCACCUGUUGCAAAUGUGUCUACCCCUUUGAGCAUCAAUUCGUCUGGGAAAGCACCACUUUCUGAGGUUCCUGAAAGUUCCAGGACAAAUGUUAUUGGGACAAGCUCAGUAAUGCCAGCAGCAGGGCAGGUUCCUGCUCUUGUUCCGGUACUCCGAUCUGGUCAUGGAGCUCCAGUAGGGCAACCAUCUCCUUCUGCAGGAGACACCUAUGGUCAACCAGAGUGCAAGGGUGAGAAGCUUGACAAGCUAAUAAGGAUUGGCCUGUUGCAACUCAUUAGUAGUGUGGAGGGCUUGCAAUUGCAGUCAACUCCUGAAAGUUUUCAGAUUAAUCUGCUGAGGCUGAGGGCCGUGCAGAGCCAAUUCCAACAGGUGAUCGUGAUCGCCACAAGCAUGCUCGUCCUGCACCAAGUUCUGAUGAGAGAGAACUCGAGGGCCACUCCUCUGGAACUGGAAAAUGCCAUCUCAGAACUCGUCAAGGCUCUCGCGGAACAGCCAGGGAAGAGCAGCGCAGACGAGCGCCGGGAAAGACCAUUGGGGAGCACCAGGGAGGAGCAGCGCAGACGAGCUCGACAAGCGCCGGGAGGGAGAGGAUAG